UUUAAGUAUUUAAAGACAGAAUGAACAUUGUGUUUGAUGUUUUUCAUUGUUGAGACAAAGCACAGCCUGUGAAAUGAGUCUCUAUGAGAAGAGAGAGGAGGAGGAGGAGGAUGUUCAGACACAUAAAGCAGCAUCUCCAGAACCCAGCUGUGUGUCUGUGAAGAGUAAUACAUCCAUGUUAAACCGCCCUGAUCUCAGUGAUGGAGCAGCAACUUCUAACCCUGGAUUGAAAAGACCCAAAGUGACCAGAUCAGUGACACCCUGUCUGACUUGCACUACAGACUCUGACUCUCCGCCUGAUGAAGGUCUGACAGUUAAAGACCGACACAAACCCAGCAUGAAGAACAAAUAUGAGUGCUUACUCGAGGGAAUCAAACUAGAAAAUAAUCAAACCCUCCUGAACAGGAUCUACACACAGCUCUACAUCAUAGAGGGAGAAAGUGAAACAGUAAAUGAAGAACAUGAGGUUUUACAGAUGGAGAAAACACCCAGAACACAACACACUCCAAUCUACUGCAAUGACAUCUUUAAACCCUUACAUCAACCAGGAUGUGAGGAGAAAGACAAAAUCAAGACUGUUCUUACUAAAGGCAUCGCUGGAAUUGGAAAAACUGUCUCUGUGCAGAAGUUCAUUCUGGACUGGACCGAGGGAAAAGCCAAUCAAAAUGUAGAUUUCAUGUUUGUGCUUCCAUUUCGAGAGCUGAACUUGAUUAUAGAUCACCAGUACAGUCUUCACAGACUUCUGCUGAACUUUCAUCCUGAACUUCAAGAUCUGAACUCACAGAUUUAUGAGGAGUGUAAAGUUGUGUUCAUCUUUGAUGGUCUGGAUGAAAGCAGAAUUACACUGAUGUUUUCAGAUGAUAAUAAAAUUUGUGAUGUGAAUGAGUCUUCAUCAGUGGGUGUGUUGAUGUCAAACCUCAUCAGAGGAGAGCUGCUUCCCUCUGCUCUCAUCUGGAUCACCUCCAGACCAGCAGCAGCCAAGCAGAUCCCCUCAGAAUACAUCAACCGUGUGACAGAAAUUCAGGGAUUCAAUGAUCCUCAGAAAGAGGAAUAUUUCAGGAAGAGAAUCAGUGAUGAGCAUCAAGCCAGCAGAAUCAUCUCACACAUUAGAAGAUCAAGAAGCCUCCACAUCAUGUGUCACAUCCCCGUCUUCUGCUGGAUCUCAGCCACUGUGCUUCAAAACCUCCUGAAACAAGAUGACAGUGCAGAAAUCCCUCAAACUCUGACUGAAAUGUACACCCACUUCCUGCUGACUCAGAUCAACAUGAAGAGUCAGAAGUAUGAUGGGAAAGAUCCAGAGAAACCCCUGAAGUCCAGCAGAGAUGUGAUUGUGAAACUUGCUAAACUGGCUUUCAAACAGCUGAUGAAGGGCAAUGUGAUGUUCUACGAGGAGGACCUGAUUGAAAGCGGCAUAGACGUCACUGACGCCUCAGUGUAUUCUGGGAUUUGCACUGAGAUCUUUAAGGAGGAAUCUGUGAUUCAUCAGAGGAAAGUUUACUGCUUCAUUCAUCUGAGCUUUCAGGAGUUUCUUGCAGCUUUAUAUCUGUUUUACUUCCAUGUAGUCAAGAAUGAGGAAUCAGUGACCUUGCUUCUAUAUGAAGAAUUUCAGGGGAACAUUUGUGGAAGCUUUCUGUAUGAGCUAACAGUUGAUAAAUCCCUACAGAGUCAAAAUGGACACCUGGAUCUUUUCCUGAGGUUCCUGCUGGGCGUCUCACUGGAGUCCAAUCAGAGACUCUUACAGGAUCUGCUGACACACACAGUGAACAGCUCAGAGACCAUCAAGAGAAUCAUACAGUACAUUAAAGACAAACUCAAGGCUGAUGAGGGUCUCUCAGCUGACAGAUGCAUCAAUCUGUUCCUCUGUCUGCUGGAAAUGAAGGAUCAGACUCUGUACAGAGAGAUUCAGGAGUUUGUGAAAUCAGAGAAACUCUUGAUGAAUAAACUCUCUCCAUCUCACUGCUCAACAAUUGCCUACAUGCUUCAGAUAUCAGAGGAGGUGCUGGAUGAGUUUGAUCUGAAGAGAUACAACACAUCAGAUGAGGGUAGAAGGAGACUGAUACCAGCUGUGGUGAACUGCAGAAAAGCUCUACUUGCUUGCUGUAAUCUCACUGGUCAGUGCUGUGAAAGUUUGUCUUCAUCUCUACAAUCAUCAAACUCACUGAGAGAGCUGGACCUGCGUCACAAUGACCUGCAGGAUUCAGGAGUGAAGCUGCUCUCUGAUGGACUGAAGAGUUCACACUGUCAACUCAAUACGCUGAGACUUGCUGACUGUAAUCUGACUGAUCAGUGCUGUGAAAGUUUGUCUUCAUCUCUACAAUCAUCAAUCUCACUGAGAGAUCUGGACCUGAGUCACAAUAACCUGCAGGAUUCAGGAGUGAAGCUUCUCUCUGAUGGACUGAAGAGUUCAAAAUGUCAACUCAACAUACUGAGUGUGGAUAAUGGAGGAGAGAUCAGGAUUACAACAGGACUGCAGAAAUAUGCAUGUGAUCUCGCACUGGAUUUAGACACAGCAAACACUUUCCUAACUCUGUCUGAGAGGAACAGAAAAGUGACACAUGUGAGAGAGAAGCAGCCGUAUCAUCGUCACCUAAACAGAUUUGAGUGUCAUCAGAUUCUGUGUGAAGAGAGUCUGUCUGGACGCUGUUACUGGGAGACUGAAUGGAGCGGGAAGGAGGUUUAUGUAUCAGUGGCAUAUAAAGGCAUCAAAAAGGAAGGAUGGAGUAAUGACUGUUUGUUUGGACACAAUGAAAAGUCCUGGAGUCUGAAAUGUUUUAAUGAUGGUUUCACUGCCCGUCACAAUAAUAAGUGUACCGAAAUGUCUGUUCCUUCAUGUCUCUCUAACAGAGUAGGAGUGUAUCUGGACUGGUCGGCCGGCACUCUGUCCUUCUACAGCGUCUCUGACACACACACACUCACACACUUACACACAUUCAACACCACAUUCACUGAACCCCUCUGUGCUGGAUUUGGGUUUUAUUAUUACGAUACUUCAGUGUCUCUGUGUGAGAUCAAACAUCUUCCUGUGAGAAACACAGCUGAGUGAAGAAACACAUUAUCUCUCUUUACCUCUCACAGCUGUAAACUGUUUCUCUCUUAUCUUAUUUUCAGUGUGUAGAAACACACAUUGACCUGUGUUUUUAUAAAGACAUUUGAA
Molecule: messenger RNA, 3154 nt
Organism: Sinocyclocheilus anshuiensis
Lineage: Eukaryota; Metazoa; Chordata; Actinopteri; Cypriniformes; Cyprinidae
Product: NACHT, LRR and PYD domains-containing protein 3-like
Exons: 7
Coding region: 74-3043 (989 amino acids)
Molecular function (GO): protein binding
Source: RefSeq, a predicted model, not a curated record